Molecule: messenger RNA, 1353 nt
Organism: Uranotaenia lowii
Lineage: Eukaryota; Metazoa; Arthropoda; Insecta; Diptera; Culicidae
Exons: 3
Coding region: 96-1139 (347 amino acids)
Cellular component (GO): membrane
Molecular function (GO): ligand-gated monoatomic ion channel activity
Source: RefSeq, a predicted model, not a curated record
UGAAAAUUUCCUUCCGCUGUGCAUCGGAUUGGGAAAAUUGAUUGGUACAAGACCUGCAAAACGGUGUGUCUGACAUAGGAAUCACUCCAAGCUAUAUGUCUACUGAACGCAUCCAACGCGUUCGUUUCCUUAGCAUGACCGGCCCACUGAACUACAGAUUUGUGUUUCGAUCCCCGAAACUUUCCUAUACAGACAACGUAUUUGCCUCGGCGUUCCACCGAAAAGUUUGGCUCUCAACUUUGGUCAUAAUAUUGAUGGCUGCCGCUGUUGAAGUGACCAUCAAUAGUGUCGAGCGUCGAAUGACCCUGGUCAGGGAUCGUCAUCUGCGAAAGGUUACGUUCAGUGAAGCUCUGCUCAGUAUGAUCAGCAUCGUAGGUCAACAGGAAGCACUGGUCAAUACGCGAAGUCUUUCAUCCAGAACCCUCAACAUGAUGAUGCUGAUUAGUUUGAUGUUCCUGUACAUCUGCUUCUCGGCUAACAUAGUGGGAUUGAUCCAAUCACCCUCGAGCCGUAUUCGAAGCCUGGAUAGUUUGUUGAAUUCCGGAAUGAUUUUGGCGGCUAACGAUGAUCGAAUCAAUAGAAUUUUCAUGACGAAUCAAUCUGACCCUACUCGAAACGCUAUUUACACGAAAAUUCUCGAAGAAAAUAAUUUCAUUUCAAUUUCGGAUGGCUCGGAACGCAUUCGACAGGGUUUGUUUGCCUUCCACGGGGAAACAUCGGACAUCUACAGGUACAUGCUCGAUAACUAUCGAGAGGAGGAAAAAUGCAACCUGCAAACGCUGGAUUUUCUUCCCAAACUGGAUGGAUACUUCUCAAUGGCCAAGGAUUCACCAUAUCUGGAGCAUGUUAAAGUUGGAUUGUUAAAGCUUCGUGAGCGUGGCUUUCAACAGCGGGAGCUGAUAGCCCACUCGAAUCAUCGACCGCCGUGCAUUGGUGAUAGCGUUUUUGUGCCGGUUUCUAUGAUCGAUGCCCUCUUUGCUAUCGAGCUGAUGGCCUGGUCUGUUGGAUUGGCCGUCGUGGUUUUUGGAGCUGAGCUGGCAGAGCAACGUUACGGGUUUUUUGGCUCAAUUCGUCGUUGGCUGAAGUGCUCUGCGCGAGAUGCAUUAUUUAUGAGAAGUCGGAACGUCUACGAUAAUUAAUUUUCUUGUAAAUUUAAUUCCUUUUGAAAAUUUGUCAAAUUACCAAUUUAAAUUCAAGAUUGGCUUAUUCACAAUACUUAUCAAAUAAAUAUUUGUCAAAUUAAGCUCCAGGAAAAGCCGCCAAAGAUGUUUGAAUAGAUACAAAGGGUAUACAAAAUCAAAAUACAUCGCAGAAAAAUACUGUUGAAAAAUAGGCAUAGUCGAUCAGCCAACC